CGAUAUCACGAACCCGAUACCCUCCUACAACCCGUCAACUUGUUUCAAUCUGCUAGUUCAGAUUAACUAACUUGACCACACACACACAAUCUAGAAGCCAACGGGAAUUCCUACCAUGGACGCUUCAUACCUUCAAGCUCAAGCCAUGGCGCAAUCGCCGUUCUUCUACUACAACCCGGAUCCCAAGCCCGACACUCGUCACCAUGGCCAUUUCUCGCAGCAGCCCAACAAUAUGCAGGUCCCAAUGUACCAACAGCAAGUGCAGCCGAUGCCUUCCACACCCAUCUACUCGCGGCCAAACUCGUCGGGCUCCCAGAUGCCAAUGCAGCCCAUGAUGUUCAACUCGGGAUUCCCAGCCAACAUGACACCCAUGGUCUCGCCGCGUCCCAUGUACCAGAAGCCGGCCAUCUUGAUCCAGGGGCACUCGCCUAGGUUGAUGAUCGAGCCCGAUAUGCACGAGGGCGACAUGUAUUAUUAUCCCUCGACUCCGCCCUUGUCGACGUCGGGAAGUGCCAUCAGCAGCCCUUCUAGCUCCGAAAUGGUGCCAACGCCAUUGAACACCAUGUUCUACGGACUCGAAGGAUUUGAAGGAGUGAAAGAGGGAUGCGAGGGUGAGGUCCAAUCAGAGAACCUCGCUGGCGGCGAUUGGGCUCGAUGUGGAUCUCCACCCAUGACACCAGUCUUCAUCCACCCACCUUCGCUUAUGAGCAACAGCACUAGCGAGCUGCUUCCCGCAACUUCUUGUCCCUCGCUUUCCCCAUCCCCUUCCCCUUACCCUCGAUCAGAACAAGACUUCGACUUCUGCGACCCGCGAAAUCUCACGGUUGGUACUGGUCAAUCUGCACCCGCGCCAAACCCAACCUUGAAGCCAGCCGUAGAAUUUCCUGCUCUGCCCACACUUUGCGCAGGCGACGACGAGGAACACCGGUUCAUGCUAGGGGGUGAGACCUUCACGAAAGCUCCCGAGACAAAUACACUUGCGACCAGCUUCGACUUCACGCCCACCGCCCCGCACGACAGUCUGCCAACAUUCGAUCACUUCUCUGACCUCGACUCGGAAGACGAAUUCGUCAACGGGCUAGUCAAUUUCCCACCCACCGAGAACGUCCAAUUUUUCGGAAACAAGAGACAACGCACUGGAUCCGAUCCGGUCACUGUCGACCACGAGACCUACAUCAGCGAGGACGACUUUGAGGUCGAAGACUUUGAGGAAUCUGAACAAUUUGCUGUCGCCUGCCCCCCCAGUCCACCGGCGUCGGGCUCAGAGGCCGAGAACAAGAAGACAAAGCGUAGCAAGAAGUCAAAGAAGUCCCACUGCGAGGAAGACAGCUCUGAAUUUGACGAUCUCGUCCGGUCCCGCAAGUACACCGUUCCAAUGAACGCUGCCGCUGGGUCACCAGCUCAAGAGAGCACCAACCAACAUACCUCCACUGCGCCAAGUCAAUCUGGCUCGUCUGAGACCAACACUGCCAACGUGAUGGGAACUGGCUCCGAGGCUGGGGCCACCCCCUCUCACCAGGCACCUGUCAACCGCCGCGGCCGAAAACAAUCCCUCACAGAGGACCCCUCAAAGACCUUUGUCUGCGAGCUGUGCAAUCGUCGAUUCAGACGCCAAGAACACCUCAAGAGACACUACCGUUCCCUCCACACCCAAGAUAAGCCUUUCGAGUGUCACGAGUGCGGCAAGAAGUUCUCACGCAGUGACAACCUGUCUCAACAUGCUCGAACCCACGGCAGUGGUGCUAUUGUCAUGGGAGUCUUGGAAGACGGUGAACUACCAGCCGACCACAUGGAAUCGGCGAGUGAUGGGGAACACAUCCAUGCUCUGGGCAGCGUUCUCUACAACGUCGCAGCCGCAGCAUCUGGCAGCGAGACCGAGGUUUCUUCAGAUGGCGGGAGCAGUGAUGGCGAUAGCCAGUCCCGCAAGAAGCGCAAACGCUCUGAAUGAAUGAAUUUUUCUGCAUAGGCCGUUCGAUACUUUCUAUCACGCCAGUCACGAGACCCACGAAAUCGAAACGCCAUUUCACUUCAUCUUCAUACUGGGUUCCUCCUCCCUACCUCCCCCUACUGGGAUGGUUCAUUGGGAGGGACCCAGACCUUGAUUAUGCUGAUGCUGUCAUGAUGGAUUG
Messenger RNA from Amorphotheca resinae ATCC 22711, 2129 nucleotides. RefSeq lists its product as hypothetical. The record is from RefSeq and is a predicted model, not a curated record. The transcript is spliced from 3 exons. Gene Ontology annotation, molecular function: RNA polymerase II cis-regulatory region sequence-specific DNA binding; DNA-binding transcription factor activity, RNA polymerase II-specific. NCBI's taxonomy places the organism in Eukaryota, Fungi, Ascomycota, Leotiomycetes, Helotiales, Amorphothecaceae. The coding region runs from base 116 to 1948 and encodes 610 amino acids. Gene Ontology annotation, biological process: regulation of transcription by RNA polymerase II.